AUGGACGGCGUGGACAUCAACAAGCUCACGUUGCACGACUUGAGUUCCAACAUCGCUCUCAUCCAGCAGGACCCCGUGCUGUUCUUGGGCACGAAGGCCAUCAUCUCGCUGCACGAUUCCGUGGACGAAAAGGGCUCGAAUUUCAGUGUGGAUGAACGCCAGCUCGUGUCCAUUGCUCGUGCACUGCUGAUGCGUUCGAAGGUGGUUCUGAUGGACGAGGCCACUACAUCGAUCGACCUUGAGAAAGACCAUCGCUGA
Phytophthora nicotianae INRA-310 is the source of this 258-nucleotide messenger RNA. RefSeq lists its product as hypothetical. Gene Ontology annotation, cellular component: membrane. Gene Ontology annotation, biological process: transmembrane transport. Gene Ontology annotation, molecular function: ATPase-coupled transmembrane transporter activity; ATP binding; ATP hydrolysis activity. The transcript is spliced from 2 exons. Lineage: Eukaryota; Oomycota; Peronosporomycetes; Peronosporales; Peronosporaceae. The coding region runs from base 1 to 258 and encodes 85 amino acids. The record is from RefSeq and is a predicted model, not a curated record.